This is a messenger RNA of Leptidea sinapis, 1435 nucleotides long. RefSeq names its product SAP30-binding protein. Bases 201 to 1061 code for a protein of 286 amino acids. The record is from RefSeq and is a predicted model, not a curated record. Gene Ontology annotation, cellular component: nucleus. Gene Ontology annotation, biological process: regulation of DNA-templated transcription. The transcript has a single exon. Lineage: Eukaryota; Metazoa; Arthropoda; Insecta; Lepidoptera; Pieridae.
UGUUGUCAGUUGACUGUGUACAUUUUUCAUUUUAAUUAUUCAAUAUUCAAUACCUACGUAAAGUAUACUGUAAGGGAGAAGAAAAACAGUUGUUCGUGUAGAAUUGAUAAUAAUUUGCGGACAGCCAAUCGAGAUUUCUUCAGAAAAGGAUAGAAAUCAAUUUGAUUUCCUAUAUAUAACUGAAACGUAAUUAAAUUAUCAUGACUUCACAAGCAUUAGCCUCUUUAACCGCAACGUACACCGAUUCAGAAGGUGAGGAGGACAUGGAAGAUGGACAGCAAACACCAGAAAAAGAUGAACUUAAUAUUGUGCAGUCAGAGACCACCAGUCCGAAAAUCCUAGAGGAAUAUGUAGAAAGUACAUCAGAACCAACAAGCCCUAAACGUAGACUGGUUUCGUAUGUAGAUGAUACUAUAGUAUCAGAUGAAGAGCAGCUCUCCCCACACACAGAGAAUCAAGACGAUAUGCGCAGGCUCUCCAUGGAAACUGACACAGAUGAGGCCACUCAGAGAUCAGAUGCUGAUGACCCAGAGGAUGGGGUCUCAAUACCUCCCGAGCCCCCAGGCAAGUGUCCCAAAGAACUACAGGACAACAUAGCAAAGUUCUAUAAUAGAAUGUUAAAUGAAGGUCUUGAUAUGAAUCAAAUAAUUCAGGACAAGAAGAAUUUUAGAAAUCCAAGUAUUUAUGAAAAGCUCAUACAGUUUUGUGAUAUUAAUGAAUUAGAUACAAAUUAUCCACCGGAAAUCUAUGAUCCCUUAAAAUGGGGCAAGGAAUCUUAUUAUGAUGAACUUGCAAAAGUUCAAAAAGUUGAAAUGGAUAGGCGAGAAAAGGAGAAGAAGGAAAAGCUGUCAAAAAUGGAGUUUAUUUCUGGGAAGAGACCUGAAAGUGAUGAUGAGAAAAAGCGAAAGUCAAAGUGGGAUCAGGCUGCUCCUAAUGUGGGGUCUAAACCUAACAUUAAACAACCCGGACUUUUACAGCAACCUUUGACUACCAAUGUAACAGGAACUAAGGGAACAGUCAUAUCUGCAUUUGGUUCAAUAGCAAAGAAAGCUAAAAUUUAAUAUGACUAACAACUUCUGUUCAAAGUUGUGUAUGUUAUAUGUAUCAAAGAGAUAAUGGUGCACAUACUAUAUAUAGUGUGGAAGCUAUGGUGGUGCAGUAGGGAGAACCACUCUCACCAUGAUGCUUGAUCCUCGCCCAACAUAUACCAAUCGGGUUUUGAAUUCAUGUGUACAUUUAUUUGUUUUUAAAGGUGACACUCAGCAACAGCAAUACUCAUGUGAUUUCACUGAUGUAACAAGAUUGUAUGGGCUAUGGAGAUGACAUACCUUGAGGUGUCUGCUCAUCAGUUAUGAUUUUGUUUCUAUUAUUUUUAUAUUAUAUUAUUUACCCUGUGUUUCAACUCUUGAUGCACUAUUAUAUUAUGUGACAAUUA